UCAUUGAAUGUACAUUGAUUACAUUGAUCAGUAGGAGUUUAAGAAAUAUCCAAUAUCUAUCAGUUUAUGUUUGUUCGUAACAUAAGCAUUUCAAAGUUACGAACAGGAGGCUCCAUUAAACUAUUGUUUUAGUAUUCUACAUUGUGUAGAUGGGCUGAAAAUCGAAUUUACCAUGUGGGCUGAAAACCAGAAAUGAAUGAAUUCAUGAAAACACAGGUGGUGGAAUGAAAGGAGGCGUCGAUCAAGAAGUUCAAGUGGAUCUAGACCCAGAAUUCCUGGACCGAAAUGAAGAAAAGAAAAAAGAAAGUAAUGAAAGCCAAAAGAAGGAUGAUGAGAGUAAAAAUGAUUCUGAAAAAAUUGAAAAAGAUGAAUUGAUUUCAAGCUUUAAAAAUUCAAAAUAUUUCAGUUCAAUUCAAAGUUCGUCAGUUUCGAACAAGGUUUCUAUAUGGGUUUCACAAGUAGACUGUUCAGCACCUCAGCAAAACCUUGUUAUUCUUGCCAGGGAUGGAUUACGUCUACGUCUAAACCCAGACAGAGAUUGUGGUAAAGAUGCUGCUAAAGAUGCUUCUAGAGAUGGGAGAGAUAAAAGGGUCACGGAUAUACGAGAUGGUGGGGGAAGGGAAAAAACCGAGGGGAGAGGGGGAGAUGGUGAGAAGAAGAUGGGAAAAUGGAGAAAGGAGAUUGAAAACUGGGAUAUGAAUGAUACAUUGGAAAGAAUGGAUAAUGAUAAGAUAAAUGACGACCAAGGAAGAAAUUCAAGAAAAGAAAGAAAGAAAAAUUGCGAAAAUGCUCGGAACAGAAGAAAGUUGAAUGGAAGUGUAAACAAGAAAGAAGAAUUAGAAAGAAAAGAGAUAGAUGAGUCUGAUAGUGAUCAUGAUGAGCAGGAAAAUGAAAAUGACGAAGAAACUGAGAAGAACGAUAUUCUAUAUGAAGAAAUUCCUGAAGAAGAGACAGGUGGGAAGAUGAUUGUUGGUGUUAACNCCCCGGCCCCACCAGCAGUGUUAUUUUCAACCAAACAUUAA
Eurytemora carolleeae is the source of this 1022-nucleotide messenger RNA. Its product is annotated as HIV Tat-specific factor 1 homolog. NCBI's taxonomy places the organism in Eukaryota, Metazoa, Arthropoda, Copepoda, Calanoida, Temoridae. The transcript is spliced from 6 exons. The record is from RefSeq and is a predicted model, not a curated record. The coding region runs from base 225 to 1022 and encodes 265 amino acids.